Messenger RNA from Lactuca virosa, 1004 nucleotides. The record is from the annotation of a GenBank genome assembly. NCBI's taxonomy places the organism in Eukaryota, Viridiplantae, Streptophyta, Magnoliopsida, Asterales, Asteraceae.
AUUCCCAAAUUCAAUCCCCCCCUCUCUCUCCGCUCUAUCUUCAACUUCCUCCGCCCUAUCUCCGCCGUAUCUCUCCGACCUGUUUGUUUAGCUUCAUCGGAAAAGGAAUGGUUACCGACGUAACUUAUCUGUGUACGAUAAUGAAUCAGCAGCAAGGAAUAAUGAAUGAUUCUAAAUCAACGGCUCUUAUUACUCGUGACUUGCUCGGAGGCGGUGGUGGUUGCGACCAUGAUUCCUCCAAGGAAUUGGACCUCGACUUACAUGUUCCUUCCGGAUUUGAAAAGCGUCUCGAUUUAAAGUCAGGGAAAGUUUAUCUCCAGAGAUGCAAAUCACCAAACACAUCUUCUUCAUCAUCGGAUCAAAACCAGAACCACAACCACAACGAUCAAACAGUAUCAAAGCUUCAGGACCUCAACUUCCCUCCAUCUUCAAAAAAACCAUUAAACCUGUUCGAUGAUUCAAGCUUAGAUCUCAACCUUGUCAAUUUAUCAUCAUCACCACCGGCUUACAGAAGUGUUUGCACUCUUGAUAAAGUCAAAUUCGCACUUGAACGAGCAGAAAGAGAAACAUUCAAGAAACGAUCAGUUUCAAUUUCAACCUCAAAGUCAUGUUCAUCUCCUACCUCAAAUUCUUCAUCCUCCAUGAAAGAAACCAUGAUUAUCGAUGAUGAUGAUGAUAACGAACGAUCUUCUCAGGCUUAUGCUGCUGGAUGCCCUAGUUGCUUGCUGUAUGUGCUUAUUUCACGUAGCAACCCUAGAUGUCCUCGUUGCAAUAUGACAGUUCCAUCACCUACAGCCAUGAAGAAACCACGAAUCGAUCUUAACAUGUCCAUAUGAUAUAAGAUAUAUGAUAUGUGAUGUGAUAUGAUAUGAGUUAGUAAUUUUACUUUAAAUUUUAAUUAACUAAUAUUCUUGUAAAUGAUAAAAUAGAAAACAGGGGAGGGGAGAAAUAGGUUUUGAUUUAGUUAUAAAGAAAAUCAAUCCUCUAUGUACACAUUGUGAAGG